Bipolaris maydis ATCC 48331 is the source of this 1107-nucleotide messenger RNA. NCBI's taxonomy places the organism in Eukaryota, Fungi, Ascomycota, Dothideomycetes, Pleosporales, Pleosporaceae. The record is from RefSeq and is a predicted model, not a curated record.
AUGUCAAGCCAGCAGCAGUGCGAUGGCGGAGAGAAGGAGAAUCAAGACCCCACAACAGUCGCCUCAUCCAGCGGUCGCCUAGCUUAUUCAAGCCAACCAUUUGAUGUGACUAUGUCCAAACCGAACAUGGAUAAGACGAUGUCACGAAAACAUCAUUCAAGUCUUUCAAUACAGAGCGCUGAGAAUCAUGCAAAUCCGUUCAUGUCCGCAAUCCGACCGAAAGACCUGGGUGAAAACACAUAUAGAGUUGAUGGGCAGGAUGGCGCCGUAAUCAAUAACGACAUCAGAGAAACAGGAUUACAUCUUGGAAGCAAAGACAACAAUGUUUCAAAUGUGAGUUUCAAAGACGGUGUUGUUCGUUUCGUUUGGAGUCCACCGAGGGUGUGCGCACAAGACGUUUUCGACCCAUCCUUCCAUCUACGCCAUAAUGGUACAGACAUGUUAAGCAUGCCCGGAAACCCUUCCUGCAAACUUCAAUACAUCACGGUUCACGAUUGCUUGAAAGUCCAUACCAACGGUUUGAAUGGCAGCGAUUCUACCAAAAAAAGAAUUCAGUUCUUACAAAAGAUGUUCACCUCCACGCCGAGAGCAAUUCAGCUUCGAAUGUCUGGUGCUAUUGGUCUCACAGAUACUAAAAGUAUCUCCGUUAAUCUUGGGGAUCAUACAUUUUGGUUUAAUACGGCAUUAACUGAAAUGAGAGUUGAUGCCGUCACACAAUUUGUUGAGGGAUCCCACACAAGGAUGCUGAACAUCAUCACAAUUAAAAUGUUCCCAGACAUGUACAACACUGAUGAAGAGAGGAUCCAAGCAAACUGUCUAUUCCUUCCAAUAGAUCGAGUUCUUGAAAUUGCAAAACAUUGCGGAGUUUAUGAAAAUUUAAGUCAAGUACAACAUUUCCUUCGUGUAUACGACCCUCGGGGAAAGACAUUACGUUGUUCGCAUUGCAAUUGGAGCAAGAUCGUUGAUAGUAGUAGUGCUAUUCGGAUGACACAUGAACAUUUUCGGAAAAAGGAGGGUAACUCAUUAAACUCUGCCUCGAGCUCAAACUCGUCUGUUUCUUCGUUCAGAAUCCAUAUUUCUGGAGUCACGGUUGGACAAGGCGGGUAG